UCUUACCGCUUUGGGUAAACUUAGACGGAACGUGCGAGGAGGGUGUGUGGGCAGCCAGCAACCAAACCUCGGGAGGCGCAAUGGCAGCCCCCUCCCCAGGCCCACCAGGCUGAGAUAAGAAGGUUCACGACAUGACACAACCUCUGCCCCUCGUUGGUGGUCCACAAUGCUAGCAAGUAGAUAAGUAAGAGACAUGCACGCGAGCCUGCCGUGUUGUACACGAGCAGUUGAGUCUUGUCUGUCGAGGUUCGCGGUUUGUCUUGUCACGAUCAUUCAUUAGCUCAACCGAAACAGUUCCAUCAUGGCUUAUACCGAUCAAUUGCUGUCGACCCCAACUGCUGCUUCUGCAGUGCUGUUUGGCAUUGUUGUCAUGGGAAUUUGCAUAGUCCUACGACUAUCUCAUGGGCGCCGAGCAAUGCAACAGCCUCCUGGUCGAGCCCCCUUGGCUCAUCCAGGCAGCGAGAAGGCGGGAGGACCAUGCGUCUCCCAAGAGAUCUACAAAACUCCCACCCCGCCUCCCUACCCAGACUGGUCGGUCGUUGAGACAAAGCCGUUGCCCUACAGGGCCUUUCGCUACGGCCCAAAGUACCAGAUGACGAUGGGUCUUCGGACAAUCCAUCCGCAUCAGUGGAUUGAACUCGACAAUCAGUUCCCCAAGUACCACGCAGACAAGGCGGCUCGAAUCGAGGAGCGCGGAGAUAAGUGUGUCAAGACAGCGCCCGAAGCCUUUGACGCUGCUAUCGAGCUCCUGGAGGAGCUGACGGACUACUUGCCAGCUCGGUAUCCCAGCCUGUACAAGCGCACACAUGAGGGCAUCGACAACCUCUGGUCAGGAGAAUCCUUCAACAUUGUCGAGCGUCCCCUAAAGGAAGACCCCAUGGCCAUCUGUGCGCGCCUCGUGCAAGACGACCUCGCCGUGCUGCUGGAGCAGCCCGAUGGACAGUACCGUCUCCUUGCCGGUUCCAUCCUUCUGGCCGGUUUCUGGAGACUGUCGGAUAAGUUUGGCAUGACCCUCUCCGACGUCCACACCUCUGGCGACGUCCCCCACUUCAGAGAGAAGCUCGAGACUGGCAUGAACAAAUUCUUUCGCCGGAUGAAGUGCGACACGUUCCACGCCCGGAACAACUACUUUUUCCAAGUCGACGACUGCCUCGGAUGGAGUUCCAGCAUGGGCGACGAAGAUGCCCAGGAGGUCGUUCGGGGGACGGCGCAGAAGGACAAGGCCAUUGAGCACCACUGGUUUCGCUCCGAGCGGCAGACGCUACGCAGGCUGCCAAAGACCAGGGCCGUCGUUUUCACGAUCAGGACAUACCUUGUACCGGUCACUGAGAUGGCCAGGGAGCCCUAUGUCCCCGGGAGAUUGGCGAGUGCAGUGCGCAGCUGGGAUGAGCUCUUGUCGAACUACAAGGGCAAGGAGGAGUAUGGGGCUGUGCUGUUGGACUAUCUGGAUGAAAAGCAUAAGGAGCAGGUGGACAAUGGACUUGACCUGGAGAAAGAGGAUGAGGUUCGGAGCUAUCCUUGGUGAUCUGUUAGGCGUUUUUACGACAUUAAUAAGAUACGCAUGUUACCGCUGCUCACAAAAUUUAUGUACUCUCGAGUCUUGUGGUGGUAGUGGGAAUUAUG
Messenger RNA from Emericellopsis atlantica, 1623 nucleotides. RefSeq lists its product as uncharacterized. The record is from RefSeq and is a predicted model, not a curated record. Lineage: Eukaryota; Fungi; Ascomycota; Sordariomycetes; Hypocreales; Bionectriaceae. The coding region runs from base 302 to 1525 and encodes 407 amino acids. The transcript has a single exon.